CAGGAACAGCCCCAGCAACAGCCCAACGCACCGUCGGAACGAACGGCUGUCGGCAAGACACCCACCCUGCCCGAGGAGAGCCCCCUCUCCCUCAGACAGAUCCUCGGCCAGCUGAACGUCCUCCGCGAGAAGGUCAUCGACCUCAUCACGGACGACAAAGCGAGGGAGGGUAUGAAUGAGAAGGCGACCUCGGUCCUCAACCUCGUCGCCCGAGAGACGAAGAGCCUCACCGACGGAGUCAAAACCCUGAUGGCUCGCGAGAGGACCGAAAAGGCGGCAGCCUCCAGCAACAAAGUAACCCCAGCCCAGACAGCCAGAGGUGCAUCAGAGGGCAAGAUGUCCUACGCAAUGGCCGCACGGAGCCAGAAACAGGCCCAGAAAGAGACCCAGAAGGAAGCCAGAGCGAAGAGCGCCUUCAUCGAUCGCCAACCUGAGCAAGAACAACCCAGACUGUGGCUUGCCUCGAUCGCGGCCAAGCCGGACCCCAAGAAGAUCAAGAUGGUGAGCGGCCUGGUCGAGCGAAGACCUCACCAACCCCCACCUCAAGAAGAAGCUGACAAACGCCAAGUUUGUGUACUUCAAGGGAAUCGAGCCCAACUCCCUGACAACCAUACGCAAGGCACUCAGGAAAGGCGGCAUCGACGAUCGCAAAAUGGCCGAUAUUCACUUCGGCGAAAACCGCAUCAUGGAGAUCCUUCUCUGGGACAAGAAGGACGAGGCGGAGAUCGCCAAGAAGAUGGCUGGACGUCCGCUCAAGUGCGUCCAGCUUCACCAGUACGAGCCGGCACAGCCUGGCCCCAGCAGGAAGACCGCGGAGGAGAAGAAGGCCCACCUCCAAAGAUUCCUCAAGCGAUCGGCUAUCCAAGCGGCACGAGCCAGAGACUCGGCGGCCGCCCGAAUGGUCCAGAUGAGGGUACCGAGGGUACACCGGCUGGAGUUCGACAGGCUCGUUGGAGAAGUCCUCAGGGGAAAGCCGAUCUCCUGGGAACUGGUUAA
This is a messenger RNA of Polychytrium aggregatum, 996 nucleotides long. RefSeq lists its product as uncharacterized. NCBI's taxonomy places the organism in Eukaryota, Fungi, Chytridiomycota, Chytridiomycetes, Polychytriales. The annotation marks the transcript as partial. The transcript has a single exon. The record is from RefSeq and is a predicted model, not a curated record.